AUGGUAUUUAUUUUUAAGUUUAUUUGUAUAUAUGUCUACUGUAAAGCAUCGCUAAAUUGGUAUUUAUACCCGCGAUACGCUAACAAUAAUACAAUCGAAGUUAACAACGUUUCCAUUAGUAAUAGUCGGCAGUUUAUUUUAAUUAAUAAGCAGUUUUUGAUCAAAAUGUCUUUGCCACCGACUUUUGUUAAAGGUUUCCAUGACGAAAAUGUAAUAAAACGAAUGAAAUAUGUCAAAUUUGGGGCAACCGACUUGGUUGUCUCGCAACUUUCUCUUGGAACAGGAGGUUUUAGCACUUUGUAUGGAGUAUUUUCCCUGGAAGAAUGCAGAGCCACUGUAGUGGAUGCCUUAAAACAAGGGAUUAACUAUAUCGACACUGCGCCCUAUUAUGGCACUGGCGAAUCUGAAACCACAUUGGGACAGUGUCUAAAGGGAAUUCCAAGACAGGCUUACUACGUAUCCACAAAAGUUGGAAGGUAUGAAACGGAUCCAAAACGAAUGUUUGAUUUCUCUGCCAAACGAACGAGAGAAAGUAUUGAAAUGAGCUUAAAAAAAUUGGGGAUUGAUUACAUCGAUGUUAUAAAUGUCCAUGAUAUAGAAUUUGCACCAUCUCUUGAUAUCGUUUUGAACGAAACACUCCCCACAUUGGUGGAAGCGGUUAAACAAGGGAAAGCCAGGUACAUUGGGGUAACUGGCUACCCAGUUUCAACCCUUGCUGAAUGCAUCGAAAGAAGUAAAAUUAAAAUCGACGCCGUUUUAUCCUAUUCCAGACUCUGUCUUUUAGAUACUGCUUUGAAUGACUUUUUGCCGGUUUUUCAGUCCAAAAAUCUUGGUAUUGUUAACGCUGCCCCUGCUUGUAUGGGAUUGUUAUCAAGCAGAGGUCCCCAACCAUGGAAUAUUGCUCAACAGUAUAUUAAGGAUGCUUGCAAAACUGCCUCAGAAUACUGUAAAGAGCAUGGAAAUAUCGAAUUAUGUCGGUUAGCUUUGUAUUUUUCACUUAAUCAACCAGGUCCUCAUACCCAUCUUAUUGGAAUGAAUACCAGACAACUAUUGAAAGAAAACCUUGAUGUUUUAUUUAACGGGAUAACUGAUAAUGAGAAAGAAGUUUUAGAAUACCUACAAAAGAAUGUCUUUUCCAAACUUAAACAAGGACAUUGGGAAGGCAUAGAAGUAGCAAACUACAGAAAAGCAAUUUCCACCUAAUUUUUCUUU
Molecule: messenger RNA, 1212 nt
Organism: Agrilus planipennis (emerald ash borer)
Lineage: Eukaryota; Metazoa; Arthropoda; Insecta; Coleoptera; Buprestidae
Product: L-galactose dehydrogenase-like
Exons: 8
Coding region: 1-1203 (400 amino acids)
Cellular component (GO): cytosol
Molecular function (GO): L-galactose dehydrogenase activity
Source: RefSeq, a predicted model, not a curated record